UAUCAUUUUAACUACUUUAUUAAAUACUUUAUAAUGUAUCAGUAAUUAUGCGAUGUAUAUGAUACAUUUGUGAAUAAUUUUUUGAUUCUAUUACGAACUAAUAGAGACUAUGAACUGAUCAGUGGCAACUCUGUUUGUAUUUUAUUUCAUGCGCCAUUCGAGCACCGCACAGUAUAAAUGUGACUUGAACACCGCGAACAUGGCUUUCCCUGGUAAUAUUAAUAUCCGAAAAUUUGAGAAUAUCCAACGAAGUAAGUGUAUUUGUAGUUGUGUCAAACCAAAUGUUAAAUUAAAACACUGACUGUUUCGGCCAAACGACGGUUGCGACACAAUCGAAUCCGUUGCGGUCUCCACGCCUACGCCGGGGUUGUAUGUGUGCGUUUAAAAUCAAUGAAACGAAUACUACUCGUGCGAGUGAAUAAGAACAGUUUUGUGACGCUUGCAAAAAAAAAGUGAACGCGUAGCAGAGCAGCGAGCAAGGAGAACGUAACACACAUAUACUGCGCAAGCAAAAAUGAACUUUACAAUUUGAAAUUAUAAACAAAAACUAGAAUAGGCUAUUUUUUUCAACAAAAUCAUUGACUGGUGGUGAAAAGUGAACAAAAAUGCAUAAGCUAAAUACAGCGCGCAUGAGCUGAAGUGACAGCAAGCAGUCGCAUUGCUGCCGCAGCAGCAGCAGACGUCGACGCCGACGCUUACUCCGACUCCGACGCCGCCAUAGGUAUGCUGCAGAGUUGCUAGCUCAGCACGCCGCGACAGCACCAGCCGAAUCGUAACAUUUGCCAAAGAUUAGUUACAUAUAGUAAUUAGAGCAGUUCGGAAUUUGAUUGCUUAAUCAACCGCAACGAAUCACAAAUCUCAAUUUAAGAAUGACAUCCCGACUCGAUCGUCUUUUCAUAUUACUCGAGUCAGGCUCCACGGCUGCCACUCGCCAUGCGGCCGCCAAGGAAAUUGGCGAGGUGCAAAAGCUAUAUCCACAUGAACUGCACACACUGCUGAACCGGCUAGUGGGAUAUCUGCACAGCACUUCGUGGGAGACGCGCAUUGCCGCUGCGCAGUCAGUAGAGGCGAUACUGAAGCAGGUGCCGUUAUGGCAGCCAGAAUUGCAACUGGGAGCCAUUAAUUUGAAGAAGGAGCGCUCUGCCAGCGAUGCCACUGAAGAGGAUAGCUGUCAAUCGAAUGCUUCUUCGUCGACUACAACAACGCCAUGUAGCGAGCGACUACUUAGCUUUCAUGAGUUCGAUUUACAGCAGAUUUUACAGAAAGGCGCCCGUCUAAUUGGCUCUGAGGGUAAUGAAUUCGAUGUGCAGGAGGAGCAACCUGCCAGCGGUGGCGCCGCCGAAGAUCACAGUGAAGCCGGUCGCCUGACUCGUCAGCGCGCUCUGCUCAACGACAAACUAGGACUCACAACUGCCGCCAAGCUGGGCGUCAAUUUAACUGACAUGAUUACCGAUGAGGAUGUGGCAUUGGCGCGUUCUGGCACCAGCUACAAUGUAAAUGCCGAGAAAUUGCCUGUGGAGCACAUACUGAACAUCAAGCAAGCCAACGGAGGAGGAGCUGUCAGUGCCUCAGGCCAGCGGCUCAGCUGCCGAGAAAUGAAUCGCGCCAAGCGCAAGGCGCGUCAAAGCACGGCCAAUUCCGCCUCCACAGUCACGCCCACCUGCAGUCGACGCAAUUCAACAGCUGGCAUUGGCGCCGGUAGCAACAGCAGCAGCGGCAGCAGUUGCAGCAACAACAACAGCAACGGUGCCAUCAAAGGCGAUGAGCCAGAGAAAAAAAAACUGAAAGCAAACGACAGACACGAGAUUUUCUACAGCUUAAAUGCCGCUGUACCCGAUGCGACGGGCAUGUGGGUCGAUGCUGUUUCGUGGCCACUGGAGAACUUUUGCGCGCGACUCUUUAUUGAUCUCUUUCACGCCAAAUGGGAGGUGCGCCAUGGAGCGGCCACUGCGCUUCGUCAGCUCAUCAAUCUGCAUGGCAAGGGGGCCGGCAAGUGCGUGCAACAGAGUCCGGAACAAAUGCAUGAGGCGCACGGUCGAUGGCUGGAGGAUGCAGCGAUACGACUCCUUUGUGUGCUGUGCCUUGAUCGAUUCGGGGACUUUGUCUCUGACCAGGUGGUAGCUCCGGUGCGUGAAACAUGCGCACAAGUGCUAGGCACCCUGGUCAAGGCCAUCGAUGAGCCCAAGGUUCACUGCAUUGUGGAAAUUCUACUGCAACUGAUACGCCAUAAAAACGAGUGGGAAGUGCGCCAUGGUGGUCUGCUAGGCCUCAAGUAUGUGUUUGUGGUGCGCGAGGAACUGCUGCCCAUUUACCUGCCAAAAUCAAUAUCGGAUAUACUAGCGGGUCUAUUUGAUGCCGUUGAUGAUGUAGGUGCGGUGGCGGCAGCGACGCUAAUCCCAGUGGCCAUGUGGCUGCCAAAGCUGCUGAAUGCUUCACAAGUGUCAUCCAUUGUAAAAAUGCUGUGGGAGUUGUUGCUCGAUCAAGACGAGCUAACUUCGGCCUGUAAUAGCUUCAUGGGCCUGCUGGCAGCCGUAUUGUGUCUGCCCCAGGCAGCCAGCUGGAUUGAAAUGGAACCUAUAGGUACUUUGGUUCCACGCCUAUUUCCCUUCCUGUCGCACAGCACUAGCUCGGUCCGUCGGUCGACAUUAAAGACACUGCUCACUCUAACGAGCAGUGGUGAGGCUGAGCUUAAGCAACCACCAUCUGAUGUCAAACUGGAGGUAGGCAAGGAAGACGACAGUACAAAUGGCAAGCAAAAAGACUUGAAAGUUAACUUUGGUGUCGCGGAAUGGAACUGGCAGCUGCUUCAGCAGGGGCUGCGGCACAUCUACCAGCGCAUCUUAGUUGAGGCGCACGCAGAUAUACAGAACUUGGCUUACCAGGUCUGGUCCAAUCUCAUUAAGCAUGCGGACUUGGGCGCGCUGUUACAUGCAGCUUGCCCGUACGUAUCAUCUUGGAUAUGCCUAGCCAUGCAGCCGCCACGUCUGGCCUUCGAUCCGGCCGUGCUCAUCAGAGCUGUUGGGGAUGCUGCCUCUGUAUCUGCGGCUAGCACGCGCCGUCGCACUCCUCGAAUGGGCGAUGAUUUGGGUGGAGUUGCAUUGGCUCAUACAAAUGCCAUGCAGAAAUUAUAUUUAGGCGGCAGUGAGGCUACGCCAAUAGAAGUUCGCGAAGCGAACUUUAUGCGCGCCCGUAUCACAGCAUCGCGAGCGCUGGGCGCUCUGUCGCACUACCUAGUGCAACCUGCACCAGGCGUGCUUUAUACGCCGCAGGUGGAGAGUCCCACAGACUGUUAUACCAAGGUGCUACUAGGCCAUUUGAACGCCCACUCGGCAGUGCAACGCAUUGUGUGUGGUUUAAUAAUUGCCUUCUGGGCGCUGGAGGAUGAACCGGUUCGACCUGGACCACCAAAUCUACAGGAAAAGCUUCAUCAAUGUGUUUCUGAGUAUUUUUACUAUGACGAGGUGGCCACCUCGCUAACACGACUGCUACAGGAGGCACAAGACUUUAUAGCUACACUGAAACAAAACAAGAUACCUAUCAACGACUUCAAUAAUGCCAAGAUUCUCACUCUUGUUCAGAUCGAAGCGGUGGCUAACUCGCUCAGUGACAAUCUCCGCAGCUAUGCGCUUAAGCCAAAGGUGCUCGACAUGCUCCUGGACCGAAAACGCAGCCUACAGGCCUCUUAUCAACAAACGACCAGUGAACAAGGCGCCUACCAUGUCAGCGCCCAGGCGGCAUUGGCUAGUGCCAUCUGUGCGCUGCAUUGUCUUCCAGACAAACUAAAUCCUGUUGUCAAGCCAUUGAUGGAGUCGAUCAAGCGAGAGCAGUGUGUCCCUUUGCAGCAACUAUCAGCUGAAUUUUUGGUGCACCUCAUGGACCAAGUUUGCGAUAGAAAUCCUAGUCCCAACAGCAAAAUCCUGACCAAUCUGUGUACCCUGCUGCGCAGCGAUACAGAGCAUACCCCAAAAUUGGGUACGCCAUUGCAGACGCUGUUGGAGACACGCCCCACUGCCAGUGUUAGUGGAAAUGACAAUUGCGACUAUUAUGGAAUACUUACGCUUAAGCAACAACAGGCUGCGACCAGUGCGCCCAGUAACAGCAGCGCAAGCACACGAACUGGCGCUGCGCCUUUGACAACAACGCCAAGGGGACCGGGCAGACCGCCGGCAAGUGAAGUAUUGGCUGCAGCAGCGGCGGCUGCGGCUAGUAAUGAUUUCAGUACCCAACAGGCCAAAGAGGCAGAAGCGCGGCAAUGUAGAAUUCAGCGAUUGGGAGCCGCUUGUGCCAUAGCCAGGCUGUGCAGCACAUUCGGCGAGCGCAUUGUAGACAAGGUGCCCAUAUUUCAGCUAUUGAUGUUUAGCAAGCUGGAGCAAUUCGUGGCCAACACGGAUACACAAACGCUAGCCAGCACGCUCCCCGAACUAACGACAUGCAACGAUCUGAUCAGCUCAAUGCAACUUAUCGAAACGGCGGCGCCACAUUUGAACGCAGCGCUGCAUGAACAGCUGUUUGCGCUUCUACCACAUCUGGGUUUCAUUGUGCGGCAUCCGCUGAAGGUACUGCGACACAUGGCAGCUCGAUGCAUCGCCAUCUUGGCAGAGAUUGAUCCGUGCCGCACCAUGCAGUUUGUAGUAACGGAGCUGCUGGGGCUGCUGCUCAAAAUUGAGCAGCCUAUUGAGCGACAGGGCGCUGUGGAGGCCAUUGAGCGAAUAGUUAAUCGACUGCAAAUCCGUGUAGUGCCAUAUAUUGUUCUGCUAGUGGUGCCGCUACUGGGUGCCAUGAGCGAUGCGGAUGAAUCAGUGCGUCUGUUGGCUACACACUCAUUUGCCACUCUAAUUCAACUAAUGCCAUUGGAUGGAAGUGAAAACGCGAAGUCUGCGGCACAGAUCAAAAGCGAACCAUUAAAAGAGCGUAAGACUCGAGAUCGUGAAUUCCUCGAUUAUCUGUUUGCACCAAAGACUAUUCCAGACUAUCGUGUGCCGGUGGCGCUCAGUGUGGAACUGCGCGGCUAUCAGCAGGCAGGCAUUAAUUGGUUGUGGUUCCUAAACAAGUAUAAUCUUCACGGCAUACUCUGCGAUGACAUGGGCCUCGGCAAGACACUCCAGACAAUAUGCAUAUUAGCCGGCGAUCAUGUGCAACGGCAAGAAGCCAAGUUGGCACCACUUCCCAGCCUAGUCAUUUGCCCACCAACACUCACUGGCCACUGGGUAUACGAGGUGGAAAAGUUUCUGGCACAGUCCCCCGUUUUGCGACCAUUGCAUUAUUUCGGAUUUCCGACUGGCCGCGAGAAGCUACGGAGUCAAAUUGGCACGAGUUGCAACCUGGUAGUUGCUUCGUACGAUACCAUCCGUAAGGACAUUGACUACUUCAGUGGCAUUCACUUUAACUACUGUGUGCUGGACGAAGGGCAUAUCAUAAAAAACGGAAAGACUAAGAGCUCCAAAGCCAUAAAGCAGCUGAAGGCCAAUCAUAGACUAAUCCUAUCAGGCACGCCUAUACAGAACAAUGUGCUGGAGCUGUGGUCGUUGUUUGAUUUUCUAAUGCCUGGUUUUCUGGGCACUGAGAAACAGUUCAUUCAACGCUACUCGCGCCCCAUUUUGGCUUCACGCGAUGGCAAAAGCUCGCCCAAGGAGCAAGAGGCCGGUGUAUUAGCCAUGGAGGCGCUGCAUCGCCAGGUAUUGCCAUUCUUGUUGCGCCGCGUCAAAGAAGAUGUGCUUACGGACCUGCCGCCUAAAAUCACCCAGGAUCUGCUGUGCGAACUGAGUCCCUUGCAGCUGCGCCUUUACGAAGACUUUAGCAAUAAGCAUUUGAAAGACUGUUUGGAUAAGUUGGACGAUACGGAGAAUCUCGGUCCUAAAACACACAUAUUCCAGGCCCUACGCUAUUUGCAAAACGUCUGCAAUCAUCCUAAACUGGUGUUGCGCCAAUCUGGCGAUGACCUCACGAAAGUGGCUGCCCAGUUGGCACUUAACAAUAGCACGCUGGAUGACAUUGAGCACUCAGCUAAGCUGCCAGCACUAAAGCAAUUGCUUCUAGACUGUGGCAUAGGCGUCCAAACGGAGUCAGUCAGCCAGCAUCGGGCGCUAAUUUUCUGUCAACUGAAGGCCAUGCUGGAUAUUGUAGAGCACGAUUUGUUGCGAAAGCAUUUACCGAGCGUUACGUAUCUGCGACUGGACGGUGGCGUGCCAGCAUCCUUACGUCAGGAUAUUGUGAACAAUUUCAACAGUGAUCCUAGUAUCGAUGUUCUGCUGCUGACCACUUUGGUAGGCGGUUUGGGUCUAAAUUUGACUGGCGCCGAUACGGUCAUCUUUGUGGAGCACGACUGGAAUCCCAUGAAGGAUCUACAAGCUAUGGAUCGUGCGCAUCGUAUUGGACAAAAAAAGGUAGUCAACGUGUAUCGCCUAAUUACACGCAACUCGCUGGAAGAAAAAAUCAUGAGCCUGCAAAAGUUUAAGAUACUAACCGCCAAUACGGUGGUGAGUGCCGACAAUGCUUCUCUUCAGACCAUGGGCACCUCACAGAUCUUUGAUCUGUUCAAUGGUGGCAACAACAAGGCCAGCAACAGCGGAGCUGCGGAAGCAGCCGCUGGUGGCAGCGGUGGCAUGUCUAUGAAUACCAUCAUUGAGAACCUUCCGGAGCUUUGGUCUGAGCAUCAGUAUGAGGAGGAAUACGAUAUGGACAACUUUGUUCAGGCUUUGAAGAAGUAAAACCGCCACAAAUUUCGCUUCCAAGACUUGGCAUCCAAAAGUACACACUCAAAAAUUACACAAAUUAUCCAUGCAUUCAAACUACUUUAAAGAUCAGUCAAGUUCUAAUUUUAAUUUUAUAAGCACUCUUGGAUUCUUUCAAAUGUUAUCUUCAGUUCCUGUAUUAGUUGCAACCGAGAACCAUUAGAAUUUAUAAUAAAAAUAUUUC
Molecule: messenger RNA, 6915 nt
Organism: Drosophila hydei
Lineage: Eukaryota; Metazoa; Arthropoda; Insecta; Diptera; Drosophilidae
Gene: Hel89B
Product: TATA-binding protein-associated factor 172
Exons: 7
Coding region: 870-6707 (1945 amino acids)
Molecular function (GO): DNA binding; TBP-class protein binding; ATP hydrolysis activity
Source: RefSeq, a predicted model, not a curated record